This is a messenger RNA of Ailuropoda melanoleuca (giant panda), 3785 nucleotides long. It is a transcript of the gene KLHDC1, whose product is annotated as kelch domain containing 1. Gene Ontology annotation, molecular function: protein binding. Lineage: Eukaryota; Metazoa; Chordata; Mammalia; Carnivora; Ursidae. The record is from RefSeq and is a predicted model, not a curated record. The transcript has 13 exons. The coding region runs from base 2240 to 3547 and encodes 435 amino acids.
CGGGGGCCGUCCGCGGCCCGCCCGGCCCCUCCGCCGUCGGCCGCUGUCCCGGCCGCGCCAGGGCUCGACGCCGCCCGCCGUUGCUUCCGCUCUGACAGCCUUCAGACCCGCGUGCCGGGCCCUUCCCACUCUCCGGCCCCCGCCCCCCGCCGCCGUCCAGUAACCCCCGGUCUGACCGACACUAAGUCCGCCUCUGCGCGAUUAAUUCUCUCUAGUGCUUGCGCACACUUAGAGGCACGCCGAGGACGCCUUGCCGUGUUAGUGUGUAAAUAUUUCCUUAUUGCUACAGCGCGAUUCGGAAUAUUGAAAUCACGGAAGCAUUUGAAUAUUUCUAAGCGAUUUUUUAGUGGCAUUCCUUUAUCAUUGGCUAAUUACGAAGUUUUUUUCGAGUCUCGAAAUAGAGGCAUAUGAGCAACAAUAUAGUAAAAAUUGCUUAAAUGCUUAUUACAGUGGAGGUUGAACGUGUGUAUUUGUUUUGUUUCUAUAAUCCUAGGAUUAUAGAACCAAGGAUUCUAAAGCCGGAAGACAGUUCAGGAAUAUGUGCCAACCCUUUCAGUUUACAGGUUUAAAAAAAAAAAAAAAAAAAAAGCAAGCCAUCUGGAAGUUCUCUUGGAAGUAGAGCCUACGUUUUCUGACUGUCUCGAUACUAUUAUGUGACAGAUGUAACAUGACUGAAUCGCUCACUGAAAUAAAGUACAUACUAUUUCUGUUAAAUGAUUCUCAGAUCCAAGUCGGUUUUUGUUGUUUUGUUUGUGUGUUUAUUUUUAAUUUGGUGCAGUAUCAGGACGGGAAAAUUAGAACUAACCUUUGAGUGCCUACUAUACCUGGCAUGUGCUAGGAACUUUGAUAUCCCUAAUCUUAUAUAAUCUUUUCCAUACCCUGUAAGGUAAGUAAUAUCCCCAUUAAAAAUAAGGACGAUGAGUCAAUGAGAAUGAAUAAUCGCCAUUUGACCUCAAAGGCAGGAGAUUCCAACCUAGGUAUAUUGGAUUUCAAAGGCUAUUUUUUCUGUGAUAAACUAACAUGAAUUAGAGGACUCUGCUUUCUAAAUGUCUAAUAUUUCCACCAUUUGUGCUUUAUAGAAAAAGAGCCUGGAUAGAUGGUUUUAUGCAGAAAAAAAUACUUUGUUUUUGAGCUCUGCCACUUGAAGCUGUAGAGCUGUCAAAUUUCCUCUGCCGUACUGAUUCUUAGUGUUAUAAACGUUAAGUGAAAAAAUCUCAUUUAAAAUAGUAAUCUGCUCUAUCUUGGAUCUGAUGACAGUGUGCAUUUCUUUUGGGCCUACAAAUGAAAUGUCUGAAUAUUUUUAUCUCAUUUUAAUCUCGAAAAUCAUGUGAUUGUAAGAUUGCAGGUGUUGAGGCGGCAGUCAGUGAACAGACUAUGUAUUGGUCCAAUGAGUAGAGUGCUGUAAGAUCUGCUCUGAAAAGCGCCGCACAGCUUUACCUAGAUCUGCUACAGGCAUACCUUGGAAAUUGCAGGUUUGGCUCCAGACCACCACGAUAAAGGAGGUCAUGUGAAUUUUUUGGUUUCCCAGUGCAUAUAAAAGUUCCAUUUACAUUAUACUGUAGUUUAUUAAGUGUGCAAUGGCAUGAUGUCUAAAAUAUGUACAUACCCUAAUUUAAAAAUUCUUUAUUGCUAAAAAAAAAAUGCUAACCAUCAUCUGAGCUUUCAGCAGGUCAUAAUCUUUUUGCUGGUGGAGGGUCUUGCCUUGAUGUUGCUGGUUGCUGACUGAUCAGGGUGGUGGUUGCUGAAGGCUGAGUGGCUGUGGCAACUUCUUCAAGUAAGACAGUGAUGAAGUUUGCAUCAUCGAUUGACUCUUGCUUUCACUAAUGAUUUCUUUGUAGCAUAUGAUGCUGUUUGAUAGCAUUUUACCAACAGUAGAACUUCUUUCAAAACUGGAGUCAAUACUCAAACUGUGCUGCUGCCUUAUUAAGAGUAGAAAGUAUCAUAUUCUAAAUCUUUUGUUGUCAUUUCCACCAUCUUCACAGUCUCUUCACCAGGAGUGGAGUCCAUCUCAAGAAACCACUUUCUUUGUUCAUGCGUAAGAAACAACUCCUCGUCCGAUCAAGUUUUAUCCUGAGAUUGCAGCAACACAGUCAUCUCUUUUGGCUCCACUUCUAAUUCUAAUUCUCUGUUUAUUUCUACCACAUCGGCAGUUCCUUCCUCCACUGAAGUCUUGAACCUUCAGUUUGUAAAAAACGCAAUAUCUGUGAAGCGUAGUAAAGUGAGUUCAAUAAAACAAGGAAUGCCUGUACUUUUUAAAUUCCAGGGAUUAUCAGCAGCUAAAAUAUGUCUAAGGCAUGAGUGGAAGGAAAGAAAAUGGGAGGCAAAAAAGAAGACACAGGAUAUCAUGAGAAAAAGUAGAAUCCUUCCGUUUUAUUCAGAUCCUUCUGAACAGAAGAUAGCUAAAAGGCCUUGGAAUCUGGAGUCUAUUGAAGACAAUGAAGUAUACUUGCCUAAUGAUGAAAUUUGGACCUAUGAGAUUGAUAGUGGGUUGUGGACCAUGCACCUCAUGGAAGGAGAACUCCCUACCUCCAUGUCAGGAAGUUGUGGUGCUUGCAUUAAUGGAAAGCUGUACGUUUUUGGAGGAUAUGAUGACAAAGGAUACAGCAAUCGACUUUAUUUUGUUAAUUUGCGAACAAGAGAUGGAACGUACAUUUGGGAAAAAAUCACCAGUUUUGAAGGACAACCACCCACACCACGUGAUAAACUCUCUUGCUGGGUAUAUAAAGACAGAUUAAUAUAUUUUGGUGGCUAUGGGUGUAGGAGACACAAUGAACUCCAAGACUGUUUUGAUGUUCAUGAUGCAUCUUGGGAAGAACAGAUAUUCUGGGGAUGGCAUAAUGAUGUUCAUGUAUUUGAUACAAAGACACAGAAUUGGUUUCAACCAGAAAUUAAAGGUGGAGCUCCACCACAGCCGCGAGCCGCGCACACGUGUGCAGUUCUUGGAAAUAAGGGCUAUAUCUUUGGCGGACGUGUUUUGCAAACUAGGAUGAAUGAUCUGCACUGUCUGAACUUAGAUGCCUGGACUUGGUCUGGAAGGAUUCCUGUUAACGGAGAAAACCCCAAACAUCGGUCGUGGCAUACUUUAACACCAAUAGCUGAUGAUAAACUUUUUCUGUUUGGUGGACUAAGUGCAGACAAUAUUCCAUUAAGUGAUGGUUGGAUUUAUAAUGUCAUAACAAAUGGUUGGAAACAACUUACGCACUUACCUAAAACAAGGCCCAGGUUAUGGCAUACAGCCUGUUUGGGGAAAGAAAAUGAAAUAAUGGUAUUUGGUGGGAGCAAAGAUGAUUUACUUUCCUUGGAUACAGGCCACUGUAAUGAUUUAUUGAUCUUUCAAACACAGCCUUAUUCACUACUCAGGUCAUGCCUUGACUGCAUUGGCAAAAAUGCUAUAAUUUUAGAAAAUCAGAUAUCUUUAUUACCUCCUAAACUUCUGCAACAAGUACUCAAAAAAAUAACAUUUUGGACUGCAGCUAAUCACCGAGAAGAACAAAGAGCCCAAAAAGAAGAAAGAGAAAAUAAGUAUCAGUGGAUCACUAGCAAUUAAAUUGUUACAUACCCUAUAUAUUUAAUAUGUGUAAACAUUUUAAUCAGACUGUAUAUUUACCCCCCCCCCAAAUUGGAGGCUUUAUUUAGAAGAUAAAAUUCGAAAGAAAAAUGCUAUGUUAAAGUGAUUUUAUGUCUUGGAAUAUAUGGGAAUAAGAUGUUAAUGGAAGAUUAAUUUAUAUUUAUAUUUGUAAACUAAUUUCCUAAUAAGCUGCAGGAAGAAAUAUACUUUCUGAAAG